GUGCUGGAGGGGUUGGAGCCGGUGCGGCGGCGGCCAGGCAUGUACAUCGGCAGCACCGGGCCCCGUGGCCUGCACCACCUGGUGUACGAGGUGGUGGACAACGCCAUCGACGAGGCGCAGGCGGGCCAUGCGAGCACCGUGGCCGUGCUGCUGGGGUCGGACGGCUCCGUGUGCGUCACUGACAACGGCCGCGGGAUUCCAACAGAUAUCCAUCCAUCAACGGGCAAGUCCGCACUGGAGACCGUGCUCACAGUGCUGCAUGCGGGCGGCAAGUUCGGGGGCGACUCAAGCGGUUACCGCGUGUCGGGGGGGCUGCACGGCGUGGGAGUGUCGGUCGUCAACGCUCUCUCUCAGUGGCUGGAAGCACGCGUGUGGCGGGACGGGCGGCAGUACUCACAGCGGUUUGAGAGGGGCGUCCCCGUGGGGGGGAUGAGGGUGGAGGAGGAGGGGGGUGCAGGGGCACACGAGGGGGAGGCGCAGCGCACAGGCACUCAAAUACACUUCCUGCCAGACCCCACAGGUGCUGCAACCACUG
This is a messenger RNA of Closterium sp. Naga37s-1, 535 nucleotides long. The record is from the annotation of a GenBank genome assembly. Lineage: Eukaryota; Viridiplantae; Streptophyta; Zygnematophyceae; Desmidiales; Closteriaceae.